Molecule: messenger RNA, 2740 nt
Organism: Morone saxatilis (striped sea-bass)
Lineage: Eukaryota; Metazoa; Chordata; Actinopteri; Moronidae
Gene: marveld2b
Product: MARVEL domain containing 2b
Exons: 7
Coding region: 78-1853 (591 amino acids)
Biological process (GO): bicellular tight junction assembly
Cellular component (GO): apical plasma membrane; bicellular tight junction; cytoplasmic vesicle
Source: RefSeq, a predicted model, not a curated record
CAGACAGCAUGUCGCUGCUACCUGUUUGAGGGAAUAUACGCACAGUUAUCGGCAGCGAACACAGAGUCCAGGUCCCGAUGUCUUCAGGAGGAGUUGGUUCUGCCACCAGGUUCGACCGGGUGCGGGAGAUCCCACACUAUGACCAGGUCCCUGUGGGCUCCUUAUGGCGGGACACGGAUUUCCCUCUGCCCCCACCUUCCAUGCAUGGAACAUUGCCGACCACCAGCUUAGACCCCCUUCCCCCUCCCCCUCUACCUGAUCAGCCAGCUGUUGGGUCAGUAUCCUUCUACCCCCCCAGCGACGAUGAGCCAAUGGAGGACAACUGUGACGCCAUGGACAUUAAGCCGGUGCGCCGCUUCAUCCCUGACUCUGUCAAGAACUUCUUCCGCGGCAACAGUGGUAACCGUGGCAGCAAGGGUUGGUCCAUCCCCCCUCCUCCACCUGCCCCUCACUCCCCCGCCCCCUCGUCCUGGAAGAGUGGUAAUUGCCAAACUACUUCGGGAGUCCCCUGCUCGCCUCCCCACUCCGCCCCUCCAUCUCCGUCCCUUCCUGGGUCCUAUCGGGACCCCUAUGGCGGCUCUGGAGGCAGCUACACCACUGAGAAGGAGCGAGACAGGCUGCUGCUGGGUGCUGAAGCCCUCGACUCCGUUUCCGCAGUGCCCACCAAUUUGUCAGUCCAGACCUACCACGAGCGGGUGGAGGAGUACCACGAGCGCUACGCCUACAUGAAGUCCUGGGCUGGCCUGCUGAGGCUCCUGGGCUGCGUGCAACUGCUGCUGGGAGCUGUUGUGUUCGCCUGCGUCUGCGCUUAUGUUCAUAAGGACAACGAGUGGUUCAAUAUGUUUGGAUACUCCCAGCCGCAGCUGUAUGGGGGACUCGGUGGAGGUGCUGGUGCAUAUGGAUCUGGGGGCGGUUACUACACAGGCCCCAAGACGCCUUUUGUCCUGGUGGUGGCUGGUCUUGCGUGGAUCGUGACUGUUAUUCUGGUCGUCAUUGGGAUGACCUUAUACUACAGAACCAUCCUUCUAGACUCUUCCUGGUGGCCGCUCACUGAGUGUUCCAUCAACCUGGUGUUGGCGGUGCUCUAUUUGGCAGCGGGGAUAAUGUAUGUCAGGGACACCACUCGAGGGGGGCUGUGCUACAUGCCGGUCUUCAAUAAUGGAGUAAAUGGAGCGUUCUGUCGCACCGAGGCCGGCCAGACAGCAGCCAUCAUCUUCCUCUUCAUCACCAUGGUGCUCUACUUCAUCAGUGCGGUAGUGUGUCUGAAGCUGUGGAGGCACGAAGCAGCCAGGAUGAGGAAGGAGGGGCUGGCACAGGAGAUGAAAACCAUUGGAUCAUCGGUCCCUCUGUCUAUUCUGGGUCCAUCCUCCAGGGCCUCAGAGCAGACUCCUCUGCCCACCAUCCAACCAGACAUCAUGGAUGCUCCAAACUCUGCAGCCGCUUCUCUGAUAGCGCUGGAGCCAGAGAUCCUCCGAGGUCACAUACCAGCCGGACACAUCCCCAAACCUGUUGUUAUAGCCGACUAUGUGGCGAAGUAUCCCAGCAUCCGCACGGACGAGGAGAGGGACCAGUACAAGGCUGUGUUCAAUGACCAGUACGCCGAGUACAAGGAGAUACACGCUGAGGUUCAGGUCAUGGCCAAAAAGUUUGAAGAGAUGGACGAGAUGAUGCAGACCCUUUCUUCCCGGCCUUCCAGCCAAAUGGAGAAGGAGAGGAUCAGUGGCAUUUUAAUGGAGUAUCAGAGGAAGAAAGCUGACCCAACGUAUUUGGAAAAAAGGGAGAGGUGUGAGUACCUGAAGAACAAGCUCUCUCACAUCAAACAGAAGAUUCAGGAGUACAACGUCAAAGACUGACACAGUCUGCAACAGUGUAGUGGAACAAGAGAAUGUCCUCAUUGUUGAUAAUACCCUAAUAGCUGAAUGUAGAUAUGCCAUUAUCACAUUAGAAUAGGUUGAUACCAUCACUGCUGUCAGUAAUGUCAAUGAUCUUGUCACAGGUAGAAACAUCAUCAGUGGAAAUGUCAUUCUAGAGAGUGGAAAGGUCAAAGGAAAAGUAAGCUACACCCAAAAUGGGAUCUGAAUACAUGGACAGAAUGCAGACAGCUGGAAUGGAUCAACCUAAAUAAAUGGCUUUUUUUUUUCCUUUUUUUUUUUGCUUUUUUUGCCAUUUGAGAUAAAAAGAUGAUUAUAAGUUUCAUCACUGUGUCCUGUCCGAUGUUUGUUUAACACAGACUGGAGGAAGAGGUAACUGCAAGACCAGCUUAAUCAGAAGAGACCAUAUGGACAUUUUUAUCAGCCACAUUUGAUAUAUAUAUAAAAUUAAUUAUACAAGAAAUUAAAUUAUCUUUUCAUCUGAGUUUGGGUAAGGUGACAAUCAAGCACAUAUUCGAACAUGUGUGUGAAUAGCACCAUAACAGAUAUAGGAGAGGUUUGUUAUAAGUUAGUUUAACUAUGUAUAUUGUUGGUCAGAUACUUGUGUAUGUGUCAUACAGUGGGAGUUUCUUCUGCCGUGUAAUCUUCUCUUGAAAUAUGAACAAUUACUAAAAGCUGUCCACAGUGGAAUGUAAGAACUAUCUCACACUUAACUUAAAUCUCAACAGAUGUGUCUUUAAAUGAGUUUUAAUCACUCCUUUUAGUAACUCUGUAUUUGUACAUUGAUAUGUUUGAUAUGUGUAUGUUUUGUAUCAUAUAUGUACUACUGCUUUACGCCAAUGAAGCACCUUUUUUACAUACUUUUUUUA